CGUACGCGCACGCGCGCAUCUCCACGCGCGCAAACAGCUCCUUUCGCUCGUGAGCUGCACCAUCCGUCUGGUGAGGUGACCAGCCGGACCAUCCGACCCGUGCCUGGCUCUACCCGGAACCAUUAUGCUGACAGGAAACGACCAUUUUACCGCUGGCAGUGUUGGAGGAGCCAUCGUUCACGGAGGGGGGCACUGGGAGCUAAACGGGGCGGAACGAGGAGAAAAGCAAGGAUAAACAGAAAACAAAGGCGGGUGCGAGGGCGAGGAUGCGCGGGGAGCUUUACUAGCUUCAGGGCCACGGAGUCACACAAUGUGUUUAUUGGACCGAACCGGCGGAAACGGGAUCAGUUUGUGAGUGAAAAGCAACCCUCCCGAGCCGAUCAUGGGGAUCCGGGCCUUCCUCUGGUGAUUCUAUCUAUGGAUGAAGGAAAAGGCCCCACUGACUGCCAGUAGAGACCCCACUUCCACUGGAACUACCAGAGCGGACCCCCGUCUGAGUGGCAACGCAUCCGCGUAGCCGUGGUUCUAAUCUGAAACGGUUCCGUGCGCACACGGCACGCGGUUCCAGAUUGUCCGGCUGAAGUUUCUGGUUGGAGGUGCACAGAGAGAGGACGAUUUUCCGCUGAAGCCUGGGGGCCAGCAGGGAGCCCCGGAUCCGACUGUUGGAUGACUCCCCCUCCAGCAGAAUCAAUGACGGAACAAAACAACGCUGAAGAUUCUUUCACUCCAAAAAGAUGAUUGCCCUUCACUUUGUGGAACAACUGAGACUGAUUUAAAGAAGAAAAAUCAGCUUUAAAAAAUGGAACACUUAAAGAAAACACUACAGACUUUCUUUUUCAAUGUUAUGUAGAAAAAAAUCCUACUUAAAAAAAAAACCCAAAGCACUUGAAUUCCUGGCCAAGUGGAAAACAAAUGAGCCAAUCUUUAUGUGGGAACAUUUUGGUGGAAUUCUGUGAAGGUUUGGAGUGAAGUGCUGCAGGAGCCUCUGCCAAAGUCUCCAUUUAAGAAGGACUCUCUGCUGCUACAGUUUCUGCACUCGUGACAACUCUUCUAUUGGGAGAUGUUUCAGUUCAGCAAGUACCCCAUGGACAUUUUAGAGAUGCUAAGUGGCCACCAAGCCCACCAGUUCAAGGGGCUGGGACUGGAGCGGCAGCUGAGCCACCAGCAGCAGGUGCAGCUGCAGCAUCAGCAGCAGCUGCAGCAGCAGCACCAGCCGUCGGCGGACUCCUCCGGCGCCUUGCUGUCCGGCCUCGGCCUGGGAUCCCUGCAGAGCUCUCGCAGCAAUGCUUUUGCUGAUUCUUCCUCACUGUUUGCCAAAAUUACAGCCCCCUCGUCGGCCAUCACUCACCAGAACCAGUCGUCGUCCUCAUCCCACAGCUCCAGGAAAUCCAGCAAGAUGAGCAGCAGCACAGGAAGUGGGGGCUCUUCGUCUGGAUACCCCCAGUUCCUGCGGCCGUUCCACCCUGCCGAGGCGCUGGCGCAGGAGCAGCUUCAUUCUGGGAUGGGACGCUUUGACUUUGGCGGGGGUGGCGGUGGAGGCAGUGCAGGGGUGAUAGGCGUCACAGCAGCUCCACCACCUCCACCCUUGCAUCCUGGCCUCUCCGUUCCUCAGCCCUCCCCAGGCGCCGCCUCCUCUUCUCCUUCUUCCUCUACCUCUGUAUCGGUCUCCAACAACCCGUCUGGCAGCACUUCUGUCCCCCUGGUGGGCCAGUCUGAUCCCCGCAGCCUCCACCAGCAGUUCAGCUGCAUGCUCGCCGCCAACCAGUACUUCUUGUCCGGUGUCCCUACCAACAGCAGCCUGGAACAGUUCCUCGUCCAACAGGGCACCCACAACCACCUGGGUCUCGGCCUUAGUCAGGGCUCUUCGGAGGCAAACCCCGCCCUGGCUCCACCUCCAGCCCUCCACUCUUCCCACAGCCACACAGCUCCGCAGCCUCAGCAACAGCAGCAGCAGCUCACCCCUCACGCCUUAUCCCACCCACACAGCCACACACACCACCCUCACCCUCUCCAUCCUGCCCCCCAGCCCGCCUCGCUGGGCGGCUUUGAUUUCCAAGGCAUUCCAGUGCUUUCCUCCAAUCAGAUCGCAUCACUGAUGCAGCAAGAGGCGGGUCUGCCCCUCCCACUUCCCAUUCACCUGUCGCUGCCUAAGGACGAGAAGCCAGGCGACAGCCUGUCCUCAGCAGCUUCUAGUGGUGGGAGCAGAAGAAAGAAAGCGAUGGCUGGCUACCUGCCGCAAAGGAAAACUGACAGCAACAGCACGAUGAACAGCUGCCACAGCGGCGGCUCCACCUCGCACAACCAGACUGCUUCAUCCGGGCUGGUGGGGGGAGGGCCUGGUGUGCUGAGCGAACCUCCACAUUCCUCCCUCCUGUCGCCUUCAACGCAGCAGCAGCCCGUCUCAUCCUCUGUUUCUUCCUCCACGUCCGCCCCCUCUUCCUCAAACUCCACCUCUGUGCUUGUCGCUAACGGUAACCAGCAACUGCCUAAAUCCCAAGAUGGUCCCAGCAAUGGCUCCUCAGGGCAACCAGAACCAGAACCUCUUUACCACUGCGGGGAGUGCGGGAAAACCUUCACCCACCUGUCAAGCCUGCGACGGCAUCUUCGCAGCCACGGCCUGACGCCAGAAAGCCAAAGCAGGAAGUUGGACUGUAACUCCCCCAGCCCGGAGAGGAUAUUCUGUUGCGGGGAGUGCGGGAAGAGGUUCAAAAAGAGGGGUCACCUCAUCCAGCACAGCGUAACGCACUCGGAGAACCGCCCCUUUGUCUGCAGCAUCUGCCAGAAAUCUUUCAACCGCAGGGAAUCUCUCACGCGGCAUGAGAAGAUCCACGAUGAGAAACCCUUCCGUUGCCCGGCUUGCGGCCGAUGUUUUCGCGAGAGCACCUCCCUCCUUAACCACGCUGCUUCAGGCGCCUGCGGCAAACCGCCGCGGAGCUCCAAGAACCGGGCCGGUGGUGGCGGAUCCGCGUCCUCCAAUCUGAGCACCAGCAAAAUGGCCAGUGGCGGGAAUGGAGUGGAGAUCUCAAAUGACGGCCCAGCCACGGCAAACAACAAAUACACAGCAGACUUUUCCAGAAAUCGCUACCAGAACCAUGCGCCCUACAACAGCGUGGUCGACGACUACAGGCGAUCGCAGUCCUCGUCUUUGUACGCCUCCGAAAACACGCUCGCCAAUGAAAUCACCAGCCAAACUCUCCGGAAGGCCCCUUUGGCCCCAACACUACACCCACAUCCGCAGAACCAGCAGCAGCCCCACCUUCCCCUGUCCUCCCUGUUGGAUGAUUCAGAGGACGAGGUGACGAGCAGCGCCAUGUCAGCCAUCGCAGCCGCCGCCGCCGCCUCUUGUGACAUAAACACGGAGAGCCGGGAUGGGGAGCGCAGGGACAUCAUCGGAGGCCUGCUGGGGGGGUUGGGGUUUGGUAACCUGGGUGGGCCCUCGUCGACGUCAGCUACCCUCAACGGCUCCACCAUGCCUUUGACGCACCCCAACCAGCCCAACGCAAAGCCCAGGAGGCCGCGGAAGCCCCGCGAGAAAAGAGACCCAAACAGCAUUGUGAGGAGGAGGAGGAGCCCGGCGCCCCCCGGCGACGGCUCAGAAAGGCCCUACGGCUGUCAGAUCUGCGGCAAACGCUUCAGGAGGGCAGAAACGCUGCGGCGUCACAACCGCGUCCACACGGGCGAGAAACCCCACGCCUGCGAGGUGUGCGGCAAAAUGUUCCGCGAGCCGUUCCACCUCACCAAACAUCUGACCGUGCACUCCGGCCAAAAGAACUACAAGUGCAACCUCUGCGGGAAGCUGUUUGCGUACGCGCAGAGCCUGGUGAGGCACGGCAAGCUGCACAGGAAGGGCGAGAUCGACAACCAGGGGAGAAGAAUAAAAGGCGGCGCCGUCAGCCAGGUCGCCAACUCGGAGAACUACUUCUCCUCCUGUUCUCAAGAGGAGAAGUCCCCGACGUCCGGCACCCCCUCUCAGAGACUUUACACCUGCACCGUGUGCUGGAAGUCAUUUCGCCAUUACUUCCACCUCACGGCGCAUCAACAGACUGUUCACGGAGGGGGGGUGGGGCUGGAAAAAUCCUUCCGCUGCGAGGUGUGCGGCAAAGCUUUCGCCUACUCCAACAGCUUAGUGCGCCACAAACUGUCUCAGCACGGCAUCGACCGCAACGGCCAGAGGGUGGACCAGAGUCAGCCCUCCGGCUACUCGCCGCUCUUCUACGACUCCGCCUCCAGCUACGCCGCAUCGUCCCACGUGCAGCCGGGAGGGCCCGAGCCGCCGCCGCUGCCGCCUCCGCAGCAGCAAGAACAGGAGCAUCCGCUGCAGCAUCCUUUCCACUACAGCGCAAAAAACUUUCAGAAGCCUCUGGGACACCCCCAGAAGCAGAGGAAGAAGAAGCGGCGCGUGGUCAUCCACAGCAUCAUGAGGGACGGGAAGCUGGUGGGGGUCCCGCUGAGCGAGGACACCCGCAGGAAAUUGAUGAUCCUAAGGAGGAAGAGGGGAAAACUACAAGCACAGAUCAAGCAAAAAAAGCUGUUGGCCCAGCUGAGGAUAAAGGGGGGCACCAUGAAGGUGAAAUCUUGGUGCGGAGGUGCGGUGCGAGUCACGGGGCUCACCUCCUUAGACAUUUCCAUGAAGCGCUUCCCCUGCCCCGUCUGCCCCAGCACCACCUACACCAAACGGGGCUUCCUGCUGGUCCACCACGCAGUCAGGCACCCUCCCCGCAGCUCAGGCCGCCCCGCCCGGCUGCAGUGCCAGGUGUGCGGGAGGCGGACCUCCUCGCUGUUCAAAGCUUUGAAGCACCGGGGGCGCCAUCUAAAACGAGCUGCCUUUCAAUGCCGCAAAUGCCGACGCCGCUUCUGGAGCCCCCAGCUCCUGACACGCCACAACUUCUCCUGCCGGGGUGGGGGCUCCAGCAUUGGGGGCCUGUUAAAGGUGAGGUCCGCUCACGGCCUGUCGGACCAGCUGACCGUCCCAAGCCUGGUCCCGCCUGAGAGAUCCGCUGUUCUCAACAACUACAGCCAGUGAACAUUUUUUAGAAUAGUUUGUCUUUAAUGUCGGAUUUUUACUAAGAAGUUUUGAACAAAACAAACAAAAAAAAAGUCCUGGGGAGUUUGUGGGAGGAGUCAGUAGCUUGACGUCUCCGCCCCCUCGUUAUGAACCAGUAUACAACCCCACGAGGUGGUAGUGCGCAGACGCGUGACCCCCCAGCUGUUCCUCAAGCAUUGGGUUUGAGAAAUGACAGCAGCACUCCAUCGUCAGUGUUCAAACAUCAACGUUGUCCGUUUUAUCCGGAGUCCUGUUCCUCCAGCUCCUGUUUUCCGCAGUCUGACUGUGUCGUCCUUGUCUCCAGACUCACUUUUUACGCCUAAAUUAAGAUUAGCCCAAACACAAAGGAAACGAUGGGGGGGGGACAGGAAGUAGCUCGUGAAAACGAGCCGUCACAAAACUGGCUUUAAUCGUUGGCGCAAACAAAAAGGAGAGGAAAAAGAUGGUGUUGUGACUUUUUUAACGUACACUACUUUUGUCAUUUUCUUAAAGCUGACUUAAAUUGUUAAUGUGUUCAAAUUUGAGAAGGACAUAAAUAAGUGUAUUGUACAUUUUAGUAUUUUAUUAUAUAUUCCGUUUCUACGUUUAUGUUCUUUCAUCCAUGCUGUGUCUCAUGAGAGUGGUUUUAGUAUACAUUUCCUCGUGACAAAUCCUUUUUUCCCCUUCUUCCCUCCACCUGCACACUUUGCACCCCAUUUCUGUCAGAAAGAGUGUCUGCAUAGCUCCUGUCCACACGUGCUUCUGUUUUCUGUCAAACUAAACAUGUAAUAUUAUUACUAAAAUAUUAUCCUCUUUGCCUAAAAGUGAGUUGUUGAAAACCCUCAAGUGAAAUAAAAAUUUCAAAUACUUUGAAUACGUGAAAA
Molecule: messenger RNA, 5907 nt
Organism: Oryzias latipes (Japanese medaka)
Lineage: Eukaryota; Metazoa; Chordata; Actinopteri; Beloniformes; Adrianichthyidae
Biological process (GO): regulation of DNA-templated transcription
Molecular function (GO): DNA-binding transcription factor activity, RNA polymerase II-specific; RNA polymerase II cis-regulatory region sequence-specific DNA binding
Source: RefSeq, a predicted model, not a curated record